AUGUCGCAGUUCUCGUGCUCUUUUGCCGUGCACUGUACCAGUGAGUGUGACGUAUCAACUAGAUACCCCCAUCGUACACAGUUUUUUCCUUUGAAUUCUUGCGUCAGUGAUGUAAAGGCGCACUUGAGAGAAUUGCAAACAACAAAAUCAUGUGUAGCCUCUGAGAGAGCGCUGAUACUUGCUCGUGUCGGUUUGUUUGACAAGGAGGGUAAGGAUAUGGUUAUUUGCCAAAAGCAUCGCGUUUUACUUGGAGCAAAGUAUUGUCCUUCAAGAAAAUGCCAGCAUCCGCUUCAUGGUCGCUGUAACGGUAAAGUAUCCAGAGGGGUGAACUUGAAAAUGUCGAAAGAGAUAAAGGAAACGUGGGACGUUUUGGUUCCCGUAGGCUCAGGUAUGCAUGAUCACUGAAGGUAUAUACGGUACUUAUACAUGCUUUGAUUUCUUGAUGAUUUCGCCUCAUGUAAGGGAAUCAAGACAGGAUACCAAUCACUGUAUUCCAGUAUUUGUCAGUGGAACUUAGGUUCUUUUUCAAUCAUUAGUGGGAUUCCGGAUUCCACUAGCAAAAUUUUCUAGGAUUCCGGAAUCCGGAUUCCCUUACAUGGGGCAAAUGAUUGACUAAAACACAAGUUUAGUCAAUUGUUUUAUUAAUAUAUACACAAGUGGGAAAGGAGUGUUUUUUUUCUUUCUUUUUUUUGUGGCGGGGGUGGAGGGAAGGAUGGAAGAUCUUGUAAGAAAUUAAUUAUGAGUUAUAGGGUAUGAUAUUUAUUUCGCAAAAGAAUAACAAACAAACAAACAAAUAAGCGAUUGUGUGGUGAAUUUUGAUCUACAAGAGUUUUAAUCUAUUUUGAAAUUUACCAGGUCAAUUUCCUCUUCCGUUGUUUUCCUUUUUGUAUCUUAGCUAGUUACGUUCUAACGGUAGCCCAUAGUUAUAGGUUCCUGCUUCUAAUCGAUCAUUUUUCCCCAGGAGGGGCGGGGGAUAGGGCAAUUCUCUCAAAAGCUACAGUGACUAUACAGAUUUUUUUUUUUGCGAAACCUCAAGGCCAGGCCUUUUAAUAUAGAGCCCGGUGUCAAUUAAGAAUGAGUGUUCUAGAACGGGGCGUGAAAAUGAGCGCCUCACUGAAAAAUUAUCAGAUUUUUGUUUAAAAUCGGCACUGGAACUGCCGCUAAUUAUACAUUUAGUGGUGGCCUACGCUGGCCUACCACAUCGCACGGACUUCUAGUAUUAUCUACAGCACUAAUCACUAAUACUUCCAACAGGGUCAAAUUUACAACCCCAAUUUCAGAAGAAGAGGUUUCUGUUUCCACAGAUAUAUGUUUUUUUUGAAGACGGGGCCCUCUGGGGCCCUCUUUUGACUAGGAAUGGCGGCACAAACCUAUUUAGAAUCUAGCUUGGUAAAGUCCCUCCCUCUAGGAAAUAUUAGAAUGCCUUAAUGGAUGCAGGCAAGCCGUUUAUUGCUUGGGAAAAGUUCCAAACAGUUUGUUCUAUCCAGCCUGUUACCACAAACUAACAAACCAUAAUGCUACCAAAACUCAUUUUAGGUUUAUUCUUGUACGCAGGGGUUUGUAGACAAUGCCGUGGUGACCAUCUAAGAACUGUAGGUUCUACUGACGCGGAUUCCGAAGUACAAGAUUCCGGACUGGCUUCCACGUCUCACCCAGAGCCUCAGAUUCACGAACCUUCAUGUUCUACGGAGUCCGCAGAGGAAAUAGUAGAGCCACCACAGUUACUACCGCCUGCUACAGAAGAAUCGGAACAAUUGUCUGCUGCCCCUGUCCUUAACGUAAGAUUCCAAGAAGAUCUCAUUAGUGAGGUAAGUUCUUCUUCGGCAAUGUGUGAAUGAGUUUACUGAUUUCAAAGGGGCGGGACGUUUGCGUCACUUGCUUUGUAAUUGUUGUCAUAAACUACUGAUCUUUAGAACAAAUCAGGAAAGGAGGGAGAGGGGUCGUUGUUACUUGAUGUAUUGGGCAUAAUGUUGGUUCUCACACUAAUUUGCAUAGACUUUGAAUAAAAUCGGAAUUCGUUAAAAUUGGUUGUUAUACUGAGAGUCACUGUAUGGUUGAGUCAUAAAAUUGUCCCCUCUCAAAGAAUGCCUGUCUUCGAGUAUGCUUUGCGGUCGUGGUUUGGAAUGUUGCUCACUCUUAUUUAUCGAACUUCAUUUGAAGCAUAGAGCGCGAAAUUUAAUAAAAUAUAAUAAUCAAUAACUCGUAACAAUUACUAUUCAAAGCUCAUUCUACUCCUGUUAUUAAUCUUAGAGAAGUUUGAGCAGAUUCAUAUAGCGUUCAUAAACAAAGCCAACGGGCGCAAAGCAUACCGGCCAACAGGAAUUCUUUAAUGUAAAACUUGUGCACCCUGACUAUACGGUAAUAAUGCCAAACUGAUGGAAUAAUCAGAUAUUUCCUAGAUACAGCUUUUUUCUUUUCCAGCAUAGCGAUCGCGACUCAGACCCCAGCGACCGCCAUUCAGAGGCUUUGUCGCGGACGUCGUCUGGAUCCCAGGAGUCUCUUGGCGCAGCAGAGACGUCGGCAGAAUGGCAGCCCACCCCUCAAAUACAGCACCGCCUUUACUACCUUAAUAAUUUCCUCAGAAUGGCUACUGAAGGAAGGGUCAGCCCGGUGAGGUCACAGUGCCAAUGUGACGUUCUUACUAUGACAUCCAGAACCCAGCGCUACUACCGGAAAAAAGCGGAGCAGGCUAUCGAAGGCGUGCUUGAAUCCAUUGCCCCUGGCAACGCCUCCUGGCUCUACCACCAAGUCAUGCAACGGCGGAUUCGUUUACAAGCGGCCGAGGGUAUAGUCGAAUACACGCUGGUUGCCAGACUGGUGAUUCUGUAUGAGGAAGCCGCCUAUUGGUACACGAGACAGCAGAUGCUGUCGCUUUUCGUGAACGACUACUCGAAGAGCGAGCUAUUGGCUUUGAUUCCGGGUCUCUCAAAAUGGAGAAUCGACGAGGCAAGGAAGCACGCUUUCCAAACUAAGCCCGGGCAACCCAUUGACCCACCAAGGAUCAUCAGAUGCCGUUUGGAUGCUGUGAAAGUUGACCACUUUCUUGACUUCUUGUCCAGUCCAUCAGUUCUUCAAGAUGUGGCAUAUGGCACCAGAACUCUUAAACUGGAGAGCGGAGAGAGCUUAGAAAUCCCGAACAUGGUGCGCACAGUUAUAUCCUCCCACCUAGUGCGCGUGUACCUGAACUUUUGUGUAGAGUCUAAUUUUGAGCCUCUCGGACGCUCCACGCUCUUCAAUAUAAUCAAGGUACGGAUUAUAAAACGUUCGUAAAGGACGAAUUUUGAUCAGGGUUAAUUGUAGUUGUAGUAGUGGUGUAGUAGUAGUAAUGGUUUGCAUUUAGGAAUUAGUUUGAAACCAAAGCAUUUUUGUUUCUCUUCAGGUUUGUGGGGCUUCACUAAAGAAAUCGUUAGCCGGUCUUGAUAGCACUCAGACAGAUGGGGUACAGGCGCUCGCCACUCUUGAAGACAUCACUCAUCAACUCAAACAAGCCGGUGAGAUACAAACACCUUCCAUUAUUACUGUAGGUGCACGAGUUGUCACAACUUUUAAUAAGCUGACGGAGUAUCAAUAUUUAUUAUUGUGUGUAUUUUUUCUAUCACAGGACUGGAUAGCACAAUGGCCGAUAACAUUCUAAUACGACUCAAAGUAGGUCGGCAGUAUCUGAAGACGGAUUUCAAGAUCCACACAGCCAGCGAAUCCCCGUGCGCAGAUCACUGCAGAGUUUUCGCCCUCAGUAGGACAGAGAAAGAGUACAACGGUCAGUGCCAACAUCAGCAUACCAUCACCUGUGACCGGUGCGAAGACCUGAAGAAUGCUGUCUCAGAUCUGCAACUAGCGUUGGAUUCAGGUGAAGUACAUCUAAGGUAAGAACAUCUUUGUGACAGAAAAGCAGAGUUUAGCAUUUAUUGUCAACUAACAACCUAAUCCCCAGGGCGCUUUAUAUGAGUUUAGAAAUUUUAAAUUGCUUUGGGUGGUUCUAAACCUAAUGAACAUAUGUUUUAAAUGAAACGCAAUUUACGAAAAAAGUGAGAGAGGCAUUAUUACUUUUUGAUAAAACGGCUCCAAAGAAAAAUUUCUGACGCUAUCGCGCCGUGAUGUUGACAAGCUCUACUCUUUCCCUUUUUAGUCCUAAUAAACGAGAGGAGUUAAAGCAUGAUUUGAGCUGCGCUGCGCCGAGCAUAGAAGAUUGGAAGUCGCACGUUCUCCGUUCAGUUCACCAGGAUGCGGCCAAGAGCCUGAAACCAUCACAGGUGCUGCUAAUAAUGGACUGGGCGAUGAAGUUUAUUCCCACCAGCUUUAACGAAACGCAGUGCGACUGGUUUCGAAAGAAGGGGAAGUCCUGGCAUCUCUCGGUGGCCAUCACUAAAGCAGAAGAUGGAACAAUUGAGGUAGAAAUCACGUUCCUUCUCUUCUGUCUUUAUCGCUCACUGACCACUAUAAACUAGUUUCUCGUGAGCGCGGUCUUUGUUGCGCUAACCGAUUGCAAAAUUGGAUAACUGAUAAGAAUUCCAGGCCGAGAAAAGACGCGAAAGCUUAAAUUCCUAAUAGUGAAUUUCAACAUUUCAUUGCUUUCGGCUCUUAUAUAAAGAUAAAACGUUGGCGACGCACGUAAGCGCGCGCAAAAGAUCAUGGGACGGAAUACAUUUUUAAUCCAAAUAAAAGUCCAUAAACAUUCUCGAAAAAAGCAGACCUUCCCGGGUGUUAUCUCUGUUUCAAGUCAAAAUGCGCAGGUUAAUACUCCAUUAGCCCUUGACUGUGACCAGGUCCCUUGGCGCACUAUUCAUGGUAAAAAAUGCUUUACUAUUAUGAUUUUCAGACACUUACAUAUAUCCACUUAUUUGAUGAAUGCAAUCAAAACUGGUUCAGCGUUGCCUCCAUCAUCGAAGAUUCACUAACCACCAUGAAGCGACAGAAAUCUAGACUGAAUGAAACUUUCCUGAGAUCUGACAACGCAAGCUGUUAUCACUGCGCAUUUCUUCUUCUCAGUCUUCCAAGCCUUGGACAGCGAGUUGGUGUCCGCAUAGCUCGUUAUGACUUCAGUGAGGCCCAAGCUGGGAAAGACGUAUGUGACUGCCGAGCCGCCGCCUUGAAGAGCCACAUUAGGCGCUACAUUAAUGAAGGCAAUGACGUCAAGACAGCAAGUGACAUGAAAGCUGCUAUUGACUCGCACGGGGGCGUCAAAGGCCGCUACUCAGUGAUGUGCAAGGUUGACGAAAGGUCCCAAAACAUGACCAAGCACUCGCUGAGUGGCAUUAAGUCUUUGAACAACUUCGUGUUCACUGAAAGUGGAGAGAUGAUCGCUUGGCGGGCCUACAAUGUCGGACCCCCGGAAAGGUCUUUUCCGCGUCGUCGCUAGCGCGUCACGGUAACCCUCAAGGCCCGACAGACUUACAAUUUCUCCAGGCAUUCAAUAGUCCUGACAUACUGACUGGUGUCUUCCGUGCAUCUUCCAGCACGCAAGAACAGCAGCCCGCAGCACCUCCAACGGACCCUAUAGCCGUAGAACGGAUUCAGCUUGAAGAAGAAGAGCGUGUGGCCUUUGGCUGCCCAGAGGAGGGUUGCAUAAAAGUUUACCAAAGUCACAGCAGCCUUCAGCGUCACGUUGAUGCCCGGAACCACCUUCUCGCGUUAGAGAGAGAGUCCACGUACGACGUGAUAACGAAAAAGGGGGCAGAGACCUGCAAGUCAAUUUCUGGUAGCUACGUGAGAACAGCUCAGCCGCCCACAUCUGCAUCCGCCUCAGUUUCCCAUAGCCAGUCGGAAGACCCGCUGCCAACAGCUGACAUGGGCUGGGCAUUAAAAAAGACCAAGAAGUCCGUUCAUUUCACCACUAAAGUGCGCCAAUUUUUGCGUGAAGUCUUCCUUCAAGGAGAGGACACAGGGAAUAAAGCAGCAGCUGAGGAUGUAGCAGCACGAAUGAGGUCCGUGCGAACCGCUGAGGGAACGAAGGUAUUUGCCAAAGACAAGUGGCUGACAUCUACCCAGAUCUCCGGACAUUUCAGAAGAAUGGCCUCAUUAAACAGGAGUGGGGGUCUUCAUAAAAGAGAGGAGGCGAGGCCAGCGCCAACAGAACCGGUACCCGAGGGAGGAGAAAGCGAAGAUGAGGAGAAAGACCCAUAUGUGGCUGAAGUUCCCAUUAUCAGAUCACGGUUUCAAAUCAGGAGGGAGCUAGAACUGUAA
Molecule: messenger RNA, 6180 nt
Organism: Porites lobata
Lineage: Eukaryota; Metazoa; Cnidaria; Anthozoa; Scleractinia; Poritidae
Source: the annotation of a GenBank genome assembly